Molecule: messenger RNA, 1177 nt
Organism: Stylophora pistillata
Lineage: Eukaryota; Metazoa; Cnidaria; Anthozoa; Scleractinia; Pocilloporidae
Source: RefSeq, a predicted model, not a curated record
GGAAGUAAUACCGCUUACAAAGCGAAGAAAGUCACCAAAUACACGCCGAUCAAAGCUACAAGUGCGCGCUCACCGGUCAUUGUAACUCAAGCUAUAAAGGGUUCGCGCUCAAGCACUUUUACGAAGGUCUUUGUCGGCUAUAUGUUUGCUCGCUACGCUUUUGGCACUGCCCCAGUAUACCGGUACGGGUAUCCCAUGUACCGAAGUUACGUCACCAUUCCCGAAAACAGAGCCGUGAGACUUGCCUCUGAAGAAAGAAAACUCCUGGAGGCAGAUGGCAACUUGUGUGUAAACAAAACGAGAAAAGAGGAAGAGCAAACUCUGCUGGAGGGAAUUGACGAACAUUUAGUGGAACUCAACACGGCAAUCGUGUACAAGGAAACCGGGAAGGUAAAGAGAUUUGAAGGAAUUGAUAAAACAGUGUCUCUAGAGGACAUUGAAAAGGAGGAUUUUGCGCUAAUGAGUAAUGCUCGGUACAACAUGACGAUCGUAAAUGGAACAAACUGCACGCAAAUCGAGAAGAAAGUUAACGGAACCAUGGUGGCCAUGUACCAGACUAACCCGGACUACCAGACUAACGCGGACUACCAGACUAACCCGGACUACCACACUAACCCGGACUACCACACUAACCCGGACUACCACACUAACCCGGACUACCAGACUAACCCGGACUACCACACUAACCCGGACUACCAGACUAACCCGAACAACGCGGGCAUGCUUUACAUCAGCUAUAAACUGCUUCUCGCUGGAAUUGCGCUCCUUGGUUUUCUUAAUAUGUAAAUAUUUGAGUUUUAUUGUGAAACAAUUUUAUUCCAAAGCGCAACUCGGUGUAUUUGCAUAUUACCGGUGGAUGUUUUUUUUAUGCAAAUAAUACUUAUAUAUAAAUAUGCAUUCAAAAGCAAUUUUAAAUCCAGAGAUUAUUACAGUUGCAGUAACUCGAUGAAGGUUUUCUUUUUAAAACCCUGAUUUGAAAAUUGUGAAAUAUUUUAUUUAGUAAUGUCAGGUUUUCAGUUAAGCUACAAUGUCCAAAUAUUUAAGUAAUUUCAAUGACGUGUCACCUUCCGAAAAUACAAUAUUAGCGCAAGCAUUUUGACUUCGUAAAAGUAAAACUACACAGGCGAGUAAAACAGAGUGAUGUUUUUCCGUGGCUCAAGCACGCUCAGCUAAAGAC